Molecule: messenger RNA, 714 nt
Organism: Closterium sp. Yama58-4
Lineage: Eukaryota; Viridiplantae; Streptophyta; Zygnematophyceae; Desmidiales; Closteriaceae
Source: the annotation of a GenBank genome assembly
AUGGCUGGUGAGGGAGUGACGACUGCAGUGAAUGAGUUGAUCAGAGAGGCUGUGCUGGCAGCAGUGAGAGAGGAGCUGGCUGCACACAAGGAGGAGGUGGAUGAGCUGCGGCACAAGUUGACAGCAGUGCAGAGGGAGUUGGCUGCGGUGAAGGGGGAGUUUGCAGCGGUUAAGGGGGAGUUGUCAGUGUUGAAGGGGGAGUUGGUAGUGGUGAAGGGGGAGUUGGUGGAACACAAGGACGCUAUGGCAGGGAAAGUGGUUGAGAAUAGUAGGGCAUCGGUUGGAACAGGGCUGGGAGGGAAGAGUAGAAAGAGAAAGCAAGAACUCACAGCGAAUGUUGCACGGGAGGAGGAGAGGAGGGAGGUGCAGGCGUUGAAUCAGCCGCGUGCCAUGGAGGACCUGGCGGCCUCUAAGGAAGGGCCGAAGAAACGAAACCUGAAACUGAACGUUGCGCUGCAAAUCAAGCAGAUAAAUCUCAAAGAGCUCGAACUCAUUAAGACCAAUGUUACGGAUGCUGGCCUGGCGCACUUGACAGGCCUCUCCUCUCUCAUACUGUUGUGGCUUUCUGCGUGCAAGGGGGUGACAAAUGCGGGCAUGGUGCAUGUAGGGAAGCUGACAGGGCUUAUGCAUCUUUGGCUGCAUGGCACGGCAGUCACGGAUGAUGGGCUGCAGCAGCUGACUGCCCUGACCAACCUGAGAGAUCUCCCUAGAUAG